AUGGACAUCAGAAAUAGAAACAAUACAAUCUCUAAAAAUCACCCCGCAAUAAAAUGUUUACAAAUUAACCUUGACAGGGGCUAUGCAGCAACACACGAAAUGUUUACAUAUAUUAACAAUAAUCAAAUUGAUGUAGUUUUUAUCAGCGAACCAUAUGUAGGUAAAAAUAGUUCUAUGAAUCCAUGCCCUAAUUACAAUAUUUAUCAGUUCCCAACUGAUCGUCAUGUUAAAGCAUGUAUUCUUGUAAGACAGAAAAUUGGAUGUACCCUGGGUAUGUCCGAAUAUUCUUCUCCAAAUCUGUGCAUUGUGCAAAUUGUCAUCCGCGGUAAAAAAGUAUUUUUAAUUAGUGCAUACGUUGAACCUAGGAACGAUGAAAUAAACACAAUCAAUUCAUUAGAUUUCUUCCUCCAGAAUAAUCCAAACUCUAUACACAUUAUUGGCGGAGAUUUCAAUAGAUGGCACCCCCUUUGGGGUUCAGUGCGAGCCAACCGCCGUGGUAACAACAUCGUAAACCUGAUCACAACCAAUAAUCUAAACAUUUGUAACAUCGGCACCGAUCCUACUUUUGAAACAGUCUCUCAUAACAUCCAUCGGGAAUCAAUUAUAGACCUAACUCUCACCUGCAACUCACCGCCAAUUCAAAUAUCAAACUGGAAAAUUACAAAAGAAUGUAGUCCAACAUCUAGUCAUAAUGGCAUUAUUUUCGAAUUACAUAUGAAUAAAAGUUCAUUAACAAGAGCCAAAAAACUGUCCACCUUCAAGUACAACACACAAAAUAUAAAAUGGGACGAUAUAAAAGAAGUAUUUCAAAAACGAAUUAGUGAAAACUUAGACCUAGAUAUCAAUAUUGAGCAUCUUAACACUACAGAGCUUGAAAAAUAUGUCUCAAAAUUAACGUCGGUUAUUCAAAAUGUUUGCAAUAAACUGUUUCCACAAAAAGGCGAACACGCCCAUAGAGCUCCGUGGUGGAAUGAAAAACUAGAGAGUCUUAAACAAAAAGUUAUAAAAAACCACCACAAACUACAACAACUAAAGCGUAAUAAAAAACCCAUGACCGACGCACUAUCAGAAAAAGAAAAGCUAAAAAAUGAAUAUUCGCAAGAAAUAAGAGCCGAAUCAACAAAACACUUCAAAGAAUUUUGUAAUAAGCAAGGAAAGGAGGACGUUUGGAGCGUUACGAAUAGAUUAUUAAAAACAACACCACUAACAAAGCCUCCUACUACUCUUAAAACUAAAUCUGGUAACUACACCUCAACCACCCAAGAGACCGCUGAAACUUUCCUUAAAGAGUACUUUCCUGAAGAUGAACCGGACACAAAUCCACGGCACACAACGAUAAGGAGACUAUCUAAAAAAAUACCUGCAACGCUACCAGAACCUCCAUUCACAGUCGACGAAAUAAUAAAUGCAGUAUCCUCCAUGAACCCCAAGAAAUCUCCAGGUUUUGGCCACCUCACAGCCGAUAUCUGUACAAAUUUUAUUAAAUUAUUCCCAUCUGUGGUAACUAAGCUAAUGAAUAGAUGCCUUCAACUCUCGUACUUCCCAAAAGCUUGGAAAGUUGCUUAUAUCAAAGUCAUACCAAAGCCUAAUAAAAGCGAACAUACAACAUCUUCAUACAGACCAAUAGGCCUAAUAAAUGUCUACGGAAAGGUUCUAGAAAAACUUAUUACGAAACGAUUAAAUCAUCAUCUUCAUAUAACGGGCACUAUGAGUAACAUGCAAUUUGGAUUUAAAGAACAGACAUCAACAAAUAAUGCUAUCCAGAAAGCACUUGAUGUGAUUCAAGAUGCUAAAGCUAAAAAACUACAAGUAAUAGCUAUAUCUCUUGACAUACAAUCCGCAUUCGACAAUGCAUGGUGGCCAGCGAUUUUCCACAAACUCAACACUGUACACUGUCCCUCUAACUUAUUCAAACUGUUGCAAAAUUAUGUUAAGGAUAGAACGGUCAGGCUUGAUUUUGCUGACAGUUCAUGUACCAAACCUAUGUCUCGAGGAUGCAUUCAAGGUUCAGUUUGCGGUCCUGUACUAUGGAAUCUGGUUUUAGACGAACUCUUAACGGCUGAACUACCUCAGGGAUGCCACCUUCAAGCCUUUGCAGAUGACAUUCUCUUAAUCACACAGUCGAAAGACAUAACUACACUUGAAAAUAUAACCAAUGAAGCGCUUACUAGAAUAACCGAUUGGGGAAUUAGUGUUAAAUUGAAAUUUGGCCCACAAAAGACACAGAUGAUUUCAUUUACAAACAAAGCUAGGAAAUGUCAAAUAAUAAUUAGUAAUCAACAACUGUAA
This is a messenger RNA of Parnassius mnemosyne (clouded apollo), 2289 nucleotides long. The record is from the annotation of a GenBank genome assembly. Lineage: Eukaryota; Metazoa; Arthropoda; Insecta; Lepidoptera; Papilionidae.